This is a messenger RNA of Rhipicephalus sanguineus (brown dog tick), 1512 nucleotides long. RefSeq lists its product as uncharacterized. Bases 1 to 1512 code for a protein of 503 amino acids. The transcript is spliced from 4 exons. NCBI's taxonomy places the organism in Eukaryota, Metazoa, Arthropoda, Arachnida, Ixodida, Ixodidae. Gene Ontology annotation, molecular function: nucleic acid binding. The record is from RefSeq and is a predicted model, not a curated record.
AUGGCGUCCCCGGUGCCGGCGCUGCCGUGUGCGGCUGCGAACUCUCCUUUUAGUUCUCCGAGGAGGUUAUACUCUAAGUGUGACAAGAAGUGGGUCUCCAAGCAAACGAAGCAGGUUAUCUGCAACGUCUACGCUGGAGUAAGGCGCCGUCAGCCGGAGCUAUCGACGAAUUCUGUGUGCCGAACUGUCGCCGAACUCACCGGAGUGAGUAUGCGAACGGUAACACGAAUCAAGGCUGAAGCUCUGCGGGCCCCACUUUCCUCUCCAAAGCGUAAGAAACUGGAUUUCUCGGUCUCGGGCGAAGCUGGGAAGCGCAUGACCGCCAAGACGAGGCUGCUGCGCUACGACACGUUUGCGUUGGCAGCAUUGCGGCGCAAAGUGCACAGCUGCCGAGAAGCUACUGCCGAGAAGCUACGCAACGACGUGAUCAGCGACACUGACAUGGACAUGCCGACGAUCAGCACUCGCACGAUGCAACGAAUGCUGAACGACUUGGGGUUCCUCUUCCGAAAGAGAAAAAGGAAUUCCGCAUUGCUCGAACGAGACGACAUCGUUGCUUGGCGUCGAAAGUACCUCCGUACAAUCCGAGAAAUGCGGAGGCAGCAGCGGACCAUAUACUACCUUGAUGAGACCUGGGUAAACGCUGGCCACACUAAGGAGACCGUAUGGACAGACACCAAAGUGAUGUCCCGGCAAGACGCAUUUCGUCAAGGCCUCUCAACAGGUCUCCGUGCACCGAGCGGUAAAGGAGGACGCCUAAUUGUUUUGCGUGCUGGCAGUGCGGAAGGCUUUGUUGAUGGAGCCGCCCUAGUUUUUCGUGCCAAGAAGGGCGCUGGUGAUUACCACGCAGAAAUGGAUGCUUCGCGUUUUCAAAAAUGGUUUGUUGAACAGUUGCUACCAAACAUCAAGCCACGCAGUGUGAUUGUGAUGGAUAAUGCGUCCUAUCACAGUGCUCAAGUUGAAAAGGUGCCAAGUUCAUCAUCAAGAAAAGCCGACAUCCAGUGCUGGUUGAAAUCGAAAAGUAUCCCUUUUUCGGAUGACUAUCUGAAGAGCGAACUGCUGCAGCUCGUUAAGCAGAAUAAGCACAUGUUCCUUGCUUACCAGAUUGACACACUUGCCAGCGCUGCCGGUCAUGAGGUUGUGCGCUUGCCUCCUUACCACUGUGAGCUCAAUCCAAUAGAGCUCGUGUGGAGCCAGGUCAAAGGCUAUGUUGCUUCAAAAAACACUGACUUCAGGAUCGAUUCAGUCGAGCAGCUGUUGCUGGAAGGAAUUGCAGCUCCUGCACCGCCAGUGGUGGUGAGCCAGUGUGCUACGGCCUCGCAUCAAUUGGCUGAGGUCAGGCCACUGGUGGUUGAAGAGCAGGAGGUCGUGCUGGAGCCGGAAGCUGGGCAGCAGCGGCAAGCCGCAGGGAACCGGCUGUCGGAGCGGGAAGGGUCGCGAACAACUGUAUACCUGGUGGGCUGGCUGUGGACCCUGAGCAAAGUGGCAGCCCUGACGUUGCUAACAAGCUGA